UAUAUCAUUUCAGUCGCCAUCGUCCAGUCGUUCGGAUCGUUGCUCUUUUCCGAGUUCUGCCCAUUUUUUGGUUUGAUUUGUUGAGUUGUUCCUUAUCAAGUGACCGUGGUAUUAUGCACGUCCGCGUGAUUUUCCCCUCACUUCACAUUUAAUUAAUUAUUACGUCGUCUUGUGUUUUUGUCGGGUGACGUGUUACAUAACACAGCACAUUCCGGCCACGUUCAAAUACUAUAACAAAAACCUCGUCAGUGCUGAGCCUGCUGUGUCUUUGUUGGCUCGUGACAGUCCGUCGUCGUGUUAUUGCGGCAAUAGGAGAGUCUAUUAUAAUUCAAAUCUAACCGACCCCGAACAGAACAAAACCAGAACGAGUUGGACAUCGAAAAGGAAAUUAUACCUUUUUCAAAUCCGGUUUAUUUUUUGUUGGCCAUCAGCCCGCCAGUUAGAUUUCGUGAUACUUAUAUAUUCUCCGUCAAGAGCACAGUCUCAGUCAGUCCAGUGUUGUUCUCCGUCACGUGAAAAGUAGCUCUCAGACUGCGUCUGUUGUAUACUCAGCUCGUUGCUGUACCUCGCCACAUAAGUGAAACACUUUCUCCAUAGUUGUACAAUCACCUGUUUCUUAAUUCGUUCAACAAGUUGGCGGAUGGGAUGGUCUGUUGGACGGCCAACGAGAAACCACCAGCAGCUGUCAUGAAUAACUCGGCGACUGCCAGAAUCAAUAACCCCAUGGAAGUGAUACGCAAUGCCAAAAAGUGCAAAUUCCAGCAAGAGGACGGUCGUCAUCAGCAGACGGACCUGCAUCAGCCUCCGCUCCUUCCGGCCGAUCCUUGCCCACUACUCCGGCCAUUUUGUCACCAGGUCGGAGGCCACACCCAGUUCCUGCAGCUAGAUCAAUCCACCGUCUGCAAGCCUUUGAUCCCGCGGGAGUUGAGUUUCUACCUGAACGCACCGCCAGACAUUCGCACCUUCACGCCCAAGUGCAAAGGUGUGAUCCAGACGUGGCACCAAGAAGGCCGCCAAUACUGGAGGCGAUUCGCCAUGGAUGAGAUCAGCGUCACGGCCGAACAUUCGGAAAUUUCGUCGCACCACAACAGUCGCCACGACGCCCCGUUGAGGAUAUCCCUGGCCGGCCAUGAAGCCAUUUCCUAUCAUCCGGCCCACACCUACACUGAUGGAUCAUCUCAAUUUUUCAUGAUGCUGGAAAACGUGGCGUCGGCGUCCAAGUUCGAGCGUCCGUGCGUGCUGGACUUGAAGAUGGGCACCCGGCAGCACGGUGACGACGCCUCUGCCGAGAAACGCACCCGGCAGAUGGCCAAGUGCGCAGCCAGCAUUUCCGCCUCGCUCGGACUCCGUCUCUGCGGCAUGAAGGUGUACGAAGCGACGUCGGACAAGUUCGUCACCCAGGACAAAUAUUUUGGCCGUCGGCUGGAUGCUGACGGACUCCGCAAGGCGCUGGUCCAGUUUUUCGCCAGCGGGGGAGCCCGAAGGGCCGGAAUCAUUGGGGCCAUCCUCGAGCGUCUCAGGCUACUCCGCAAAGCCAUCGAACAACAGGAUACAUUCCGGUUCUAUUCGAGUUCCCUGUUGAUCGUUUACGAAGGAUGCGAUGAGAAUUGCGAAUUCUUCCUCAGCCCGGAUUUCCGUUUCCUUGGCAGCAGCGAAUCCGGCGGAAGUCGACGAUCCAACUCGGACUGCGAGCUGGAGAGCCUCGACGACGACGGCCAGAGUUGCUACAAGCCGGCCCGAUCCAUCUCUGACGCCCAGAUUCCGCGACUGAAGGAAUUGAUGACCAUUCCGGGCCGUCUGCAUCGCCAUCCCAAUCAAGUGUCCAUCACCGACUCGUCGAGCGACUCCGCCUAUUACCUGACGGACAGCUGCGGUGAGACCCAGUCGUUCAGCACCAGUCCCCAAUCGGUGGAUUCCGGACUGGAAUGCUACAUGGAUCAGAGUUCCGUUUCGUCCAGCAGCACCACCAACGAGUGCUGCAAUAACUGGUCGGGCGGCCAGCACCACCAGGCCGGCGGUCGCUUCAAGCAACUGGCCAAGACUCCGGCAGCCAAUUACGAGUGUGACAACUCGACGGACAGCACCGACAGCGGAGUCUUUUCCUCAUCCGCCGUGGUCCAGCUGGUCAAACAGCAGCUGAAACAAUCGACGAUGAUGAAGCGAUCGGCCGCCAUCAGUUACACGACGGACAGCGAGGAGGACGGUGAAUUUGACAUGACGUGGGCUCAUCAUCUGGACGAUGGCCAGCAGCAACAACCCACGGAACUGUCCGGAUCGCCGCCCGGCGAAGAUGAGGGCGAAUUGACGCCCGUCUUGGAAGUCAGCCGGACCGAAGAGUUUACGGAAGAAGCCGGCGGAAGCCAAACGCAGAAGAAACGUCGAGUGAUGGAUGAGGACAAGGAACAAGUGCUGCUGGAUGCUGCUGCUGCCAGCAGCAGCAAGCCGGACAACAACUGCUGGUCGGAUUGCGUCGAUGUCCGCAUGAUCGAUUUCGCCCACACAACUUUCUCCGGUUACCUGGGACUGGACGAACGGGUCCACUGGGGACCCGACAACGGAUACCUGCUCGGUCUGGAAAACCUGACGGACAUUUUGAGCGAAUUGCAAGGAUACGGUUGUUGUCCUCCUCAUCAGAAAAAUGCCAUGUGCCUUUCAUCCUAAACAAAAUCUAUGACGUAACAAAAAGUGAUGAUCUAUAGACGACGACGCCCGGUGAAAUCGACGGCCUUUUUGCUGGUCACCGUUUUUGAAAAUUAAAAUAAAAAAAAUUCCAGAUGACUAUGAUGAUGACAAGUACAAAACAGAGAGAUCCUUGCUGACACAAAACAAAUAAAAAUAAAACAAAAAACAUUGAAAACUGUUACCUCAAGAACAAGUUGAUGGUCGGCUGUCGACAUAAAAGGAAUAAGGUCAAACCUGCUAUUUUACUGAGCAUCUAUCAAAUCGAGAGGGUGUGAAGUCUCUAAUAUGCCACUAAUAUUUGGAUUCCCGAAAUGAUUGAGAAUGCAAUUUCGACUUUAUUUGACUGACUGUAAAUAGUUUUGUACGCAAACUAAAAAUUGUUUUAAAAAAAUAAACUAUUUGGCAUGAAA
Molecule: messenger RNA, 3092 nt
Organism: Daphnia pulicaria
Lineage: Eukaryota; Metazoa; Arthropoda; Branchiopoda; Diplostraca; Daphniidae
Exons: 8
Coding region: 646-2661 (671 amino acids)
Biological process (GO): inositol phosphate biosynthetic process; phosphatidylinositol phosphate biosynthetic process
Cellular component (GO): cytoplasm; nucleus
Molecular function (GO): inositol hexakisphosphate kinase activity
Source: RefSeq, a predicted model, not a curated record